AUGAUGUCCAGCGAAGAAACCCGAAUCUUGUCCGACCCUGAACAAGUCGUAGAACCCGGAAGCUCCGACUUGACAGAUUUCCGACUGAGCUGGAUAUAUAAGCUCAGAGAGGAACAACUAGACAUGGAACUGGAGAAAUUCCGCCUAGACGUCUCCGGGACCGUAGAGGAAAAGAAGAAACGACUGGUGAGGUUCAUUAAAGACGGAUGUGCAUCACCGCAACCCAGGCACACCGCCCCCGCUUUCGUCGUACCACCACCACCGCCGCUUGUCGUGCCGACCACAGCAGGUGGACCGCUGGUCAGCAACCUUUCAGCCCCGCUUAGCAUCAGCACAGUAUGUGAGAGAGUAAGGAAGUGGAACCUGCACUUCAAUGGAAGGACCGAUCCUGUGGAGUUCUUGGAGAAGCUCUGCGAAUUCCAAGAACACAGCGACAUACCAACGUCGGCCGUAUUACCCGCCCUGUAUGAAAUAUUUCAAGGCAACGCUUUAGCCUGGUACCGGAACAACCGCAACUUAUGGAACUGUUGGGACGAUUUUAUUGGCGACUUCAAACAGUUCUACCUGCCCGCCAAUUAUGAAUCGUUCCUGGAAGAACAAAUAUUCCAGCGCCGCCAGAAAGUAGGGGAGUCCGGCCGAGACUACCUAGUCUCCUUACAGACUUUGCUACGCCGACAUGGAGGAUUCUCGUCUGACCGAGCCCUGCAACGACUGUAUGGAAAUCUGCUUCCCGAAUACCGGCAGUACAUCCGCCAAAGCGAGAUCCAGAGUCCACGUGACCUGAUUCGUCAAGUGGAGGAAUACGAAGCUCUGCAGAGAGAGAUCGCGGCUAACCGCCCUGCUAAACCAACCGCGCCAUCUCCGCCUAACUUCGUCCGUAACCAGGCACCAGUAGCUGUUCGACCGCCCGUAACACCACCACCAGCAAGGACCCAGACGACUCCGGUGGUAAGAUCUGAUCCGCCAAGAACAACCCGACCAGAACAACAACCAAUUGAGACAUCCCCGAUUAGACCUCAGAAUAGGAGAGACGUCCGUGCACCAGAAGAACAACCGUCGACUUCCACCGCCAACAUGUGGACAGUCUGGAAUCAUGACAAGGGACUGCUCAUGUUCCCAGUCGGAAAACUAGACCGGAACCGUACCGUUACGAGGCCUGUACCGUUCCGUCCUAGUCUUGGCUCGCAAACAAUAUCCGCCCACCACCCGGACAAUCGACCGCACGUACCAAUCCGGAUUCAAGGAAAAACCUUCCUGGCCCUGAUCGACACCGGAGCAGCACGCUCAUAUGUAGGAGAUCGAAUCCGCCAACUGGGCCUACACUAUGAGACCGCUACCGCACCAGCCGUUCAGCUAGCAAAUGGUAAUUUGGUGACAGUAACCGAAGUUUAUCAGAUCCAAUUCCGGAUAAGGAAUAAAGAAUUUGAUGAGAGGCUAUGGUAUCUCCCGAAUUUAUCCUCCGAUGUUGUGCUAGGAAUGGACAUCCUGCGCAAGCACAAUUUCUUGAUAAAUCCGUCCGCUGCUACCGUUAGCCUGGAUAAUACCGUCAUCUCGUCGACACCAAGCCCCGAUGUAGAUCCCUUGGAGGUUCUGUCGUCAACCACAUCACCAACGGAGGAAGAGAAGCUAGAAUCCUUCUUGGAGACCGAUUUACCUAGCUUCAAGGAUUUACAUGGUACUACUGGCUUGAUACAACACCAGAUCCGCUUGUCACAGUCCGAACCAAUCAAACAAAGGUACCGCCCGCAAAACCCGAGGAUGCAGGACAUUAUCAACAAGGAAGUUGAUGAAAUGCUGCACAACGGGAUAAUAGAGCCGUCCGACAGCCCGUGGAGUUCACCCGUCGUCAUCGUCCGCAAAAAGGAUGGAAAACCUCGAUUCUGCAUCGACUUCCGAAAAGUCAACGAGGUUACCGAGAAAGACGCCUACCCGUUACCGUACAUCAACGCGAUACUGGACAAGCUCCGCAAGGCCAGAUAUAUCUCCAGUUUAGACCUCAAGCAGGGAUACUGGCAGAUUCCACUUACUGCCGAGAGCAAACCGAUCACUGCUUUCACCGUCCCCGGCAGAGGCCUGUUCCAGUUUCGAGUCAUGCCUUUUGGACUUCACUCGGCUCCUGCUACAUUCCAACGACUCCUAGAUAGGAUCAUUGGACCGGAAAUGGAACCCUAUGCGUUUGCCUACCUGGAUGACAUCAUUGUAUUAGGGGAAACCUUUGAAGAACACCUGGACAAUUUACGAGAAGUAUUCCGCCGACUACGAAUGGCUAACCUGCAGCUAAACCCCGACAAAUGCGAGUUCUGCAGGAAGUCGCUCAAAUACCUAGGACAUAUCGUCACCGCUGAGGGAUUCAGACAGAUCCUGAAAAGGUGGACUCGAUCAAGAAGUUCCCCACCCCUCGAAACAUCCGAGACGUCCGCCGCUUCCUAG
Molecule: messenger RNA, 2430 nt
Organism: Anoplophora glabripennis (Asian longhorned beetle)
Lineage: Eukaryota; Metazoa; Arthropoda; Insecta; Coleoptera; Cerambycidae
Exons: 2
Coding region: 1-2430 (809 amino acids)
Biological process (GO): proteolysis
Molecular function (GO): aspartic-type endopeptidase activity
Source: RefSeq, a predicted model, not a curated record